AAUUCAUUUUCUUUAAAGUCGGGAAGAAAGUGCAGAAAGAGAAAGAAAGAGAGAGAGAGAGAGAAAGUUCUGAAAAACAGGGAAGAGAGUUUCUUUCAAAAAUAGAAACAAAAAGAAGCAUAAAAAAAUGGAAGACGUUGUAUUGUUAGUGGAUGAAUGGCAAUCAAAUUGCGCAGUAUCUCACUGUAGAAUUUGCCACGAAGCAGAAUUUGAAAGUUGCAAGAGCUUAGAAGCUCCUUGUGCUUGUUCCGGAACUGUUAAGUUCGCUCACAGAGAUUGCAUACAGAGAUGGUGUAACGAGAAAGGAAACACAACUUGUGAAAUAUGUCUUCAGAAGUAUGAACCAGGAUACACGGCACCUUCAAAAAAGUCUCAGCAAGUAGAUGCAAUGACAAUUAGAGAUAGCGUGGAAAUUCCAAGAAGAGAACAUGAUCCGGAAAGCCUAGGCAAUCUGGCCAUUGAAGAAGGAGUAACAGUUGAUUCCGCCUAUUCUGAGUGCGCGUCCGCCGCAGAUAGGAGUGCAUCUUACUGCCGUUCAUUAGCUUUAACUUUUACGGCCCUUUUGCUUUUGAAACAUCUGUUUGCAACACUCACAGGCGGAACAGAGGAUUACCCCUUUACAAUCCUCACUAUACUUGUCUUAAGGGCCAGUGGGAUUCUUCUUCCAAUGUUUCUAGUGAUUAGGACAAUUGCAGCGGUUCAGAAAAUCAUUAAGAGACAAUAUCAGGAAUUGGAUGAUGAAGAAGAGAACGAAGAUGACACGUCAACAAACUCUGAUGGAGAUGAAGAUGCGCAGCAACACUUGGUAUAAAAUGCAUGUCAAUAAAUUUUAAUAUUAAUUUGUCCAUUAUUUCGAUUUGUAUUAGAGCAUUUCAUCAAUGCUCAUUCAUCUUGUCAAUAUUCUUCACCCCUUUUUGUGGGCAAAAUGGGAAAAAAAAAAAUAAAAAUUCAUUUUUAUAUGGGAA
This is a messenger RNA of Jatropha curcas, 965 nucleotides long. It is a transcript of the gene PIT1, whose product is annotated as RING/FYVE/PHD zinc finger superfamily protein. Gene Ontology annotation, molecular function: zinc ion binding; ubiquitin-protein transferase activity. NCBI's taxonomy places the organism in Eukaryota, Viridiplantae, Streptophyta, Magnoliopsida, Malpighiales, Euphorbiaceae. Gene Ontology annotation, biological process: protein ubiquitination. Gene Ontology annotation, cellular component: membrane. The record is from RefSeq and is a predicted model, not a curated record.